CCUGGAUGUUUUUUCCGCCGUUAAUGAGUUUGGAUACCAGGGACCGACAUCCAUGAACCUCUCCGUUCUCUGAAGCAUAACCACAGUGACCUCCGGGAAGUCAGCCCAGUAUCCACACAGUGAUCCUGACGGAAGCGGUGACCCUGCCUAACAGACACCCUGCUUCUCCUGCCCCCUACCCAACUCUGCCCCCCCGACCCCUGUCCAGAUUGGGUCUCUGUGCUGCCGGCGGUGGAUUGGAGCACUCUGAUUGGAGGCUUUGCGAGGUGGUUUUUCGGUCUGGCGCCGCCUCCCCCCGGGGCCGGCGUGCGCUCCCAGCAGCCCGUGGUGCCCUGUGCCCCCCCCUCCCCGUCACUGCACACCAGAGCCCAUGCCCAGGGAGGAGGCGCGGUGCGUCCGCCAGGAGCCAUGUGCCUCCCUCACACCAACAACAUGGACAGCAAGCUACAGGGGGCGGGGCCAGGGGGAGGGGCUUCACUUCGAUCACGAGCAGGAGGCGUUCCACUGGAGCCCUUCAUACACCAGGUGUGUAGGAAUGGUGGGAGGUCACACCAGUAUGAUGCGUUAUGAUGAUCACACGGUGUGCAAGCCUCUGAUCAGCAGGGAGCAGCGCUUCUACGAGUCUCUGCCUCCAGAAAUGAAGGAGUUCACUCCAGAAUAUAAAGGCGUGGUGCUGGUUUGUUUCGAAGGCGACUCUGACGGCUACAUCAACCUGGUGGCCUACCCUUAUGUGGAGAGCAACAUGGAGGGAGGGACCGCAGAGCAUGAAGAGCGUGACCCCCCAGAGAGGGAGCAGCCGAGGAGGAAACACUCCCGGCGUAGCCUCCAUCGAUCCUCCUCCUCCUCUGACCACAAGGAGGAGAGGCCCGACAGGAGGGAGUCGCACGACACCGACACCUCUGAUAAUCUUGCAGAGCUGAAGAGUCCCAGGCUCGACCCAAAGAUCCACUCAGAUGUUCCCUUCCAGAUGUUGGACUGGAACAGUGGUUUGAGCUCAGAGAAGAUCAGUUACAACCCCUGGAGCCUCCGCUGCCACAAGCAGCAGCUCAGCCGCAUGAGGUCUGAAUCCAAGGAUCGCAAACUCUUCAAGUUCCUGUUGUUGGAGAAUGUGGUUCACCACUUCUCUUACCCCUGCAUCCUGGACCUGAAGAUGGGCACCAGGCAGCAUGGAGACGACGCCUCCGAGGAGAAGGCAGCCAGGCAGAUGAAGAAAUGUGAACAGAGCACUUCAGCGACGCUGGGAGUCAGAGUGUGUGGCAUGCAGGUGUACCAGCUCAACACUGGUCACUACCUCUGCAGGAACAAGUACUACGGCCGCGGCCUGUCGAUCGACGGCUUCCACCAGGCCCUCUACCAGUACAUGCACAACGGAAAGGGUCUGAGGCAGGACCUCUUUGAACCAAUCCUGAAUAAGCUUCGCAGCCUGAAGGCAGUGCUGGAGAGGCAGGCGUCCUAUCGCUUCUACUCAUCUUCACUGCUCAUCAUCUAUGAGGGACAGGAACCUGAGGGCCCUUCAGUCCUCAGCUCUGGGCAGCAUGGAGCCUCACAACAGAAGACUCCUGCGGCCCCUGCAGAGGCCCACUGUGGCCCCGGGCCCCACGCACCUCUGCCCCCUGGUGCUCCCUGUGAAACGGACAUGAGCCAGAACCCAGACCCAGGGACACUGUCCUCUCAGGGACCUGGACUGAUUGCUUCGCCCGCCCCCUCCCCUCGUCCUCCCUCACAGGCCCCGCCCACCAAGUCAGACUGCCACUCCUCCCCCCUCCCUCUCUCCUUACCUCACCCCCAUCCGGACUCCUCCUCCCCUGCUCCAAAUUUAAUCUCCUUCCCUCCUUCUCCCGCCGCCCAGCCCCAGCAGCCCCCCCUGGUGGACGUACGUAUGAUCGACUUCGCCCACUCCACCUUCAAGGGGUUUCGUGGCGACACAGCAGUGCAUGACGGGCCCGACCGAGGCUACGUGUUUGGACUGGAGAGCCUGGUCCAGAUCCUGGAGAGCCUGCGGGAUGACAACCUGGCGUAGCCUCGAACAUACACACACAUACAAACACACGUACACAAACACAGACAAACACACACACACACACACACAGCUUGUUGUGAGUUAGUUCAGGUCGUGCAGUUAGUGCAGGUCAUGCCGCGCUGUUCUCAGGAAUUGAGACAGUUUGGCUGUAAAUAUGGAACAGGGUUCUUCAGGACGUCACCAUGGCAACAUGGGCAUUCUACAGUCGAGUAGUUACUAUAGCAACAGCCAGGAGAUGGGACAGUGGAGCUGAAAUGGCUGAAACUUCAAGAUGAUAUGGAGAACCUCGGUCUGUCUGGGGCUCUGCACAACACACACUUCUGUUCUGUACUUCUAUGCUUGUGAGGACCCUCAGUGACAUAAUGCAUUCCCUCGCCCCCACCGUAACCCUAAACAUCACAGCUAAAUGCCUAGCCACACCCCUCACCCUGAAUUCAACCUAAACUGAACUGUUUGCUUGUUUGAGCUUCACUGUGUAGAUUGUCUGUGCACACACUUCAUUCUGCACAGGGAAGCUCAAACAUCCAAGUAAAGUACAAUAAGAAAAACACACUGGGUCACAGAUGGGUCUUUUAACUGUAACACCAAGUCAAACUUUGAAGGAUGUGAGGAGCAUCCGAAAAUGUCUUCACUCCCAAGGUCAAAAAACUCCAGUUGGUCCUCAACAAGAUAGACGAACAAGAGCACGCGCACACACACACACAUGCACACAUAUCCUGGGAACAGUUGUCUGUGGAGCUGUUUGACAGCACAGCAGGACAAAGCGUCCUCUCUGAACAACCAAUCAGCUGGAUCCCAGGGGCUGCCCACCGAAGUUGGCCAACUCUCACUUUACCCCCUCUCACUCUGACCUCCCUCCCCUCCACUCCCCUUCACUCCUUGUUCUCUACAGAAACCAAACCUGGACAGGUGAAUAGACUCUUUUAGCGUUACCUUGAAAACACACUCAGAAACACAUCCAAGCAUCUGUUAAAGCAAUAGAUGGCGACGAUAGAUGGCAACUCUUUUUCUUCAGCAGUGCGGAGGGCAGCAUUGCCCAAAGGGAGGAGGUGAUCAAGUGCAACAGAGAUUUGCAUCGUAGAAGUAGGUUUUAAGGAGGAAAUAUAGAUCAUUUCUAAAACCGCUGUAUAUGUCCUGUUUUUGGGGCUUAAAACAGAAACAUUAGUUGGUGUCCUGUAAAAUCAUCCACUGGGUUAAUGUGUAAUAUCAAAAGCAAAAGUGUCAUUUUCCCAAAUCUGGUGAUAUUUUCCUUAUUGUCAACGAAUCCCACGAAAUGACCCAAACCAACAAUGAAUUCAUCCAUUAAGAAGUAUUGUAUGUGUGUAUUCAAAGCCUGAUAUAUCCUCUUUGUCUGUGCCACAGAGCUCCAAUGUCGCCCAGGAACAAUGAAAAACAGUGGAUGACAUGUUUCUUCAUUUUGACUCAAUCCCACAUACACUGUCCUGCUGCCCCAAAUACUCACUAGAGCAUCAAAUGUGGAUUAAUCCACCGCUGAAAAGACUCCCCAAUAAAUACAUUAUUAUCUCCUGUUUGAUUUGCUAACAACUACAUUGUUCAGCCGUUUUAGUUAAUUACUGUGCCUGAAAUUAAAUUAUAUAUUUGUAAGAGAGUUCUUUCCUCUAAGUAUUUUUUGAGGGUUAUUUAUGCCUUUAUUUUUAUCUCCAGCAGUAGAGAGAUGACAGGAAACUUCUGGCUUGACUCAAUCUGGGGACGUUGUGGUUCAUGGACGACCACCAGGGCGUCCCUGAAAGUUCAUUCUAGACCAGCGUCCAUUUAAUGGCUGUUCUGGGGCUUUCAGUUGUGCUCAGUUAUCAUGGAAUUGUAAAUUUCCAAAUUUUAAAAAGUCUUUGAAGACUUUUCAGCCAUGUUGGCUUUAAAAGAUCAAAAACUCCUGAACAGCGACUUAAUGUUGUUUCUUGCUGCUGUUUCCAAAGUCCAGAAUUAACUUUCACUCCCAACAUAGACGAGAAGUCCUUAAAGUGCUCAGAAAAAUGGGAAUGGUGGGUUGUAUGAUAGGAAAAGCUCUGGAAACAGCUACUCCAUGGAUGUUGAGAUUGUUUUGUCAGCUAUAUAUUUGUGGGCCGUUUCUAGGUUUUACAUCUUGAGUAGAACCAAUGGGCUUUGAGCUGAGUGCCACAGGCAGGAGGGAAGCUCUGAGAGACGGACUGACUCAUUGUUGGUUUCAGUCUUUUCAUGGGAUUGGUUUACAAUACAAAAAUAUAGACUAAUACCAGCCUUAUUAUUUAAACUUGGGCUGGGUGAUAUUGUUGAAUAACAAGAAUAUUUAAUAAGGAGAAUAUUUUUCUUACAUAUAUUCUAUACAUAUAUAUGAUAAAAUCACAAUAUGACAAAUCUGUGCAAAAUCACACAAAAUAAUCAAAUUCAUGUUCAUGGCAAUGAACGGUGUUCUACGGUUAUCCUUAAAAUCAGAAAAACUUCACUUUCAGCAGGUUUGUCAAUUAUAAAUUGCUCAUUCAUUCAAUCGUUAAUUUGGACAGCAGAAUUUUGUGAAACAUUUUUAAAUAAUGCUGAAUUACUGCUCAGCCCUCCCUCAAAUGUGUCACACACAAGAGGUAAAAAAAAGCAGUUCCUCAUCCUGUAACUGCAGAAGCAGAAUUGGCACAACGUCUCAUCUGAAGAUGUCACUGUUUAUCUCAUCCGAUUGGUCUUGAUGAGACAGUGUUAGCCAAUCACAUUUGUCCAUUUAUGCUUCCUUGAAAAAGUUCCAGAGGCCGGCUGUGACGCAACACCGCCCCCUGCUGGACAGCAGUAGGAACUCAACUCCAGGAGCUGGAAGAGAGAGCUAAUAUGAAUAUUUUAUUUUUGGUUUAUUGAGGUGAUAAUUUAUUUUUUUAUUGUACCUUUACCCAUGUGUGUGGGUAAAUGUUUUGUCUUUUACAUGUCCUCCCCCCUCCAGAUGUAUAAAAUGUAAAGAAAUUACGUACAUCAGAGACACAAUGUGUGAAAUGUCAGGAGAAUACGCAGUAUUAUAUGAGCCAACUCAAGUCUGUUAUAUUUGCUGCUGACUCAGCUUCAGUCUGACACUUUUUGGGUUUCAGCAGACAAAACCAGAUUGUGUUUCAUGAAGAAAACCGUCACAGCAAAUCCAGACUUCAGUCAGCUCCCUAAAUCCAACACUUGUGCCUGCUGUGGAGUUGUUGCUCAGGUGGGAAGCUCUAUUGAACAUUUGUGUGUUAGAACAGAGGUAGACGCCAUCUUUAGUCUUUGGUUUGUUUCACUUCACAUUUAAGGAGUUGGCAAAGAACUGCAUGCACAUUAACGUCCUGUCUUGGUCAGUUUCCACCACAGCAUCAAACAUUCUUGUUACAGUCAUCACAGAGCGGUGAUGGUCCACGUGUCCUCUCAGAUCAUGUUUCAUCAUGGAUAUUAGCCUCAAUGACUGAUCAGUUAUUUAGCAGCAUUUUCUGCAUCUGACAUCAUCCUGACUGUUUGUUAGAACAGUGAAAGUAAGUGAGAUUAAAUCUUUCCAGAAGCU
Molecule: messenger RNA, 5516 nt
Organism: Chelmon rostratus (copperband butterflyfish)
Lineage: Eukaryota; Metazoa; Chordata; Actinopteri; Chaetodontiformes; Chaetodontidae
Gene: ip6k1
Product: inositol hexakisphosphate kinase 1
Exons: 9
Coding region: 371-2020 (549 amino acids)
Biological process (GO): phosphatidylinositol phosphate biosynthetic process; inositol phosphate biosynthetic process
Cellular component (GO): nucleus; cytoplasm
Molecular function (GO): inositol hexakisphosphate kinase activity
Source: RefSeq, a predicted model, not a curated record